Messenger RNA from Girardinichthys multiradiatus, 1730 nucleotides. RefSeq names its product rasd family member 4 (gene rasd4). The transcript has a single exon. The record is from RefSeq and is a predicted model, not a curated record. Gene Ontology annotation, molecular function: GTPase activity; GTP binding. NCBI's taxonomy places the organism in Eukaryota, Metazoa, Chordata, Actinopteri, Cyprinodontiformes, Goodeidae. Bases 459 to 1085 code for a protein of 208 amino acids.
GAGGAAGAAACUGUCUCUGCGGCGGCUGGUUUUAGUAAACACGUAAAUACGUUCAAUGCUGUUCUUGCAGAACAUUCGCUCUCAGAUCGCCUCCUCUCUCGCAUGAUGUGCCGCCAUUGGCUGAGUAGAUAUUGUACUCCAACAGGCUGCCUUGCUGUGAUUGGCUACAACCAGAGCGAGGGACAGGAUGUCUGUGAAACCAGGACAGGGUAUAAAAUGCGAAGUGAGAGAAGGUUGCACUUUAAUAAGUAACUUAGGAAUAGCGGAGGGAGAAGGCACAAAUUAGCAAGUAAAAGAAACAUAAAGACGGGUGUUAAAUUACAAAGGGAGAUUUUUAAGAAACAUUUUAAGGACGAAAGGCGUUGGCAUCUAUAGGUGUACAGGAGACAGAAAAAGGAGCACAAUCAGAGAACAUAUUCAGGGCUUUUCUUCAGCACACGACCGAAAAAGACGCAAACAUGUCUCUGGAGGUGAAGGAGAAGACUCAGGUGCGAGUUGUCUUUCUGGGUGCAGCAGGGGUCGGCAAGACAGCUCUGAUCAGACGCUUCCUCCAGGACACCUUCGAGCCGAAACACAGACGCACCGUGGAGGAGCUGCACAGCAAGGAGUACGACAUCGGAGGGGUCAAAGUCACCGUGGAGAUCCUGGACACCAGCGGCAGCUACUCCUUUCCCGCCAUGCGUAAGCUCUCCAUCCAAAGCAGCGACGCCUUCGCCCUGGUGUACGCCGUGGACGACCCCGAGUCCCUGGAGGCCGUCAGAGGUCUCCGUGACGAGAUCCUGGAGAUCAAGGAGGACAAGCACACGCCGAUCGUGGUGGUGGGGAACAAGGUGGACAGGGAGGAGGAGCGUCAGGUGUCCGCCGACGACGUGCUGGCCACCGUGGAGAUGGACUGGAACAACAGCUUCCUGGAGGCGUCUGCCAAGGAGAACACCAAUGUGGUGGAGGUGUUCAAGGAGCUCCUGCAGCAGGUAAACCUCCCCAGCCGCCUGAGCCCGGCGCUCCGCAGGCGCAGAGAGACCUUUCCCAAGGGCACCGACUUUCGGCCACCGAUGAACAAGACCAACAGCUGCAUCCUGUCAUAAUGAGACACAGAGAGGUUCUGAUUCACAAAAGAGACAACGUGAAAGAAGUCCAAACAGUUCUGCUGGACAGGAGAAAAAGACAAACACCCCUGGAAACUUUAGUGUAAAGAAAUGUCCACCACUAACCCUGGACCAACAAACACUUUGAUUCAUACCUGAGUGGAGAUGUUAAACUAAUUGCGUUGUUGCUGCUCUUUAGUGAUUUACUGCUGGUGUUUAGAUCAAUGUAAAGGACUCACAUGUCAGAGAAAUAUACUAAAAACAUGAAGGCUGCUGCCAUCUGGCUGUUUCUACUGGCAGAAAGAACAUUUAAACAGUAUGUUAUGUGUUGUGCAUGAACGUCUAUUUUACAUGUAUCUUUUUGGAAUGAGCAACUGACAUGUAGCAUAUCAUGUUUACAAUUUCCAAAUGUCAUUUUCUGUGGAGCGUGACAUUAACCUUGUGUGUGUGUGUAUAUAUAUAUAUAAUUAGUAGUCAAUUACUGUUAUGAGCCAUAAAUGCACUUUUUACUCAUUUUGAAAUUCAGAUUUUUCUUAAAAGCCCUCAUAAACGGUUUUAUUAUCAUUAUUAUCAUUGUAGCCAUUUAUUAACAAAUGUUCUGUACAUAAAUCUUGAUGUAAACAUGGAAUAAAAGGUUAAAUCACA